UUGAACAUUCACAUGUCAUUAUGGAGGGUAAAUCUCAAGGCAGUACAGAUUUGUCCAGCGAUAUUGAUUCUCAAAACAUAACAUGCUUUUAUUUUCCAACAUCCUUCUCAUCACAGAAGGUGCUGUUGGCGCUCUAUGAAAAGAAUGUCCAGUUCAAACCCAAGCUUGUGAGUUUGUUCCAUGGUCAGCACAUGGAGCCAUGGUAUGUCCGACUAAACCCUGAUGGCGUCCAUGUGCCGGUGUUGAAGGAUGGGGCAAAGAUCAUCAACAACCCAGAAGAAAUCAUUGAUUAUAUCGACAUGAUGUCCGACACAGGUCCUACCCUCGUCCCUGACCUCAAGACCUCCCUGGGUCAGUCAGUAGCAUCCGUGCGAGAACAGCUGACGGGAAUUCCUGUGGACGUCAUCACAUACGGCAUCAUCUUCCACCCCCACUUGUCAGCAUCCGGUUGCCGGCUGCCCUUCGCAGUACAGAGGAGCAUGAGAGAAAACUUUGCCAAACGUCUCUGUUAUUUGACCCACAAAGCAACAAGACAUCCCAGUCUACGCGAUGGCUACCUUGCCAAGAGUCAGACAGCUGCCCAAAAAUAUGACAUCAUCACUGAUGAAGAGAAGGUGAAAGGACAACUGGAUCAACUGGACAACAUUUUCUCAGACAUUGAGAUAUUGCUGAGGAGAACAAAAGAAGGUUCAGAUGAUAGUGGUGAGUUAUGGCUGUUUGGGAAAAUGAUCACAGCAGCCGACAUUUCGCUGACUAUUUUAUUGUCCCGUCUGUCACUCCUGGGAAUGGAGGCACGGUACUUCCCAGCCAAGACAUGCCCCAACAUACACAAGUACUACCAGCUGUUCCAGAAGAGGUCGACCUUCAGGCGCAUCCAGUAUGAGAUCAACGACCUGCGGUGGACGCUGGUGGUGGAGGAUUUGAAGGCUGCAGCCCCCUACAUGCUUGGAGCAGCCGGGGUCCUCAUAGCAGCGGGGCUUGUGGCCUGGCUUGUCAAGACCAUACAGAAGUAGUGGAUGUUGGAAUUAGUGUAAUACUAAUAGCAUUUCCGUCACUUCAUAGAGCUCAGUGCAAUAGAAACUAACACAUUUCAUAUUUGUAUAGUGACAGUAUGUUUCUUAAAGAAUCUCAUUGCAUAUUUUGUUUACCAAAGAUUGAUUUGUUUUCUCUCUUAUGCUAAGCAAUUGAAGUAAGUUAUUUAUUCCUUCAUAUGUAGCCACAGAUACCUUGUUUCAAUCGGUAUCCUGGUCAUGAAGCCACGGCAGGGAGUUAAAGUCAAGGGCCUGUGUACAAAGUUGGGAACAGACGAUAGUUUGUGGUCCAAUGUCAGUGUGGGCCUUUUAGAAUACCAGUGUUGUAUCGUACUUGCCUAGAUACCAGUGCAUGGACAUGAAGAGAGAAGAAUACCAAAAACACUUCACACUUGAUUUAUCAUUUCCAAAUAAGCUUGUAUGUAAAACUACAUUACCAAGACCAGUACUACUUUGUUAAAAGUAUUAGGCUGAUGUAUUUGUGGAAUGGUUGACUAUGUCAGUGUGGUUCUGUGUACAUGUGUCAGAAGAAGUCCUAGUUACUGUGUGUUGUGUGGUAGUGCCUGGCUCAUAUUGCCCCUGUACAUUAUGUGUACUGUCAGAAAGGAGCAGUUUGAUGCAUCUCCUCUGAAAAACAUGCUAUGAUCCACUUUUAGCAUAUCUAAUCAAAGAUCCACGUUUAGCAAUUCCCAUCAAAGAUCCACUUUUAGCAAUUCUAAUCAAUUGAAAGUGGAGACAACAAUAGCCAACUGUAACAAACUCAUGAUCUGCUUCAGUCUCUGUUGUCACUUCGACUUGAGGCAGUUGGAGCCCACUGUAGGUCGUGAUCUGCAUCUGUCUCUGUUGUCACUUCGACUUGAGGCAGUUGGAGCCCACUGUAGGUCGUGAUCUGCAUCUGUCUCUGUUGUCACUUCAACUUGUGGCAGUUGGAGCCCACUGUAGGUCGUGAUCUGCUUCUGUCUCUGUUGUCACUUCAACUUGUGGCAUUUGGAGCCCACUGUAGGUCAUGAUCUGCAUCUGUCUCUGUUGUCACCCCAACUUGUGGCAGUUGGAGCCCACUGUAGGUCGUGAUCUGCAUCUGUCUCUGUUGUCACUUCAACUUGAGGCAGUUGGAGCCCACUGUAGGUCGUGAUCUGCUUCUGUCUCUGUUGUAACCCCAACUUGUGGCAGUUGGAGUCCACUGUAGGUCGUGAUCUGCAUCUGUCUCUGUUGUCACUUCAACUUGUGGCAGUUGGAGCCCACUGUAGGUCGUGAUCUGCUUCUGUCUCUGUUGUCACUUCAACUUGUGGCAGUUGGAGCCCACUGAAGGUCGUGAUCUGCUUCUGUCUCUGUUGUCACUUCAACUUGUGGCAGUUGGAGCCCACUGUAGGUCGUGAUCUGCUUCUGUCUCUGUUGUCAAUUCAACUUGUGGCAGUUGGAGCCCACUGUAGGUCAUGAUCUGCUUCUGUCUCUGUUGUCACUUCAACUUGUGGCAGUUGGAGCCCACUGUAGGUGGUGAUCUGCAUCUGUCUCUGUUGUCACUUCACUUUGUGGCAGUUGGAGCCCACUGUAGGUCGUGAUCUGCUUCUGUCUCUGUUGUCACUUCAACUUGUGGCAGUUGGAGCCCACUGUAGGUCGUGAUCUGCUUCUGUCUCUGUUGUCACCCCAACUUGUGGCAGUUGGAGCCCACUGUAGGUCAUGAUCUGCUUCUGUCUCUGUUGUCACCCCAACUUGAGGCAGUUAGAGCCCACUGUAGGUCGUGAUCUGCUUCUGUCUCUGUUGUCACCCCAACUUGUGGCAGUUGGAGUCCACUGUAGGUCGUGAUCUGCUUCUGUCUCUGUUGUCACCCCAACUUGAGGCAGUUGGAGCCCACUGUAGGUCGUGAUCUGCUUCUGUCUCUGUUGUCACCCCAACUUGUGGCAGUUGGAGCCCACUGUAGGUCGUGAUCUGCAUCUGUCUCUGUUGUCAAUUCAACUUGAGGCAGUUGGAGCCCACUGUAGGUCGUGAUCUGCUUCUGUCUCUGUUGUCACUUCAACUUGUGGCAGUUGGAGCCCACUGUAGGUCGUGAUCUGCUUCUGUCUCUGUUGUCACUUCAACUUGUGGCAGUUGGAGCCCACUGUAGGUCGUGAUCUGCUUCUGUCUCUGUUGUCACUUCAACUUGUGGCAGUUGGAGCCCACUGUAGGUCGUGAUCUGCUUCUGUCUCUGUUGUCACCCCAACUUGUGGCAGUUGGAGCCCACUGUAGGUCGUGAUCUGCUUCUGUCUCUGUUGUCACCCCAACUUGUGGCAGUUGGAGCCCACUGUAGGUCCUGAUCUGCUUCUGUCUCAGUUGUCACCCCAACUUGUGGCAGUUGGAGCCCACUGUAGGUCGUGAUCUGCUUCUGUCUCUGUUGUCACCCCAACUUGUGGCAGUUAGAGCCCACUGUAGGUCGUGAUCUGCAUCUGUCUCUGUUGUCACUUCAACUUGUGGCAGUUGGAGCCCACUGUAGGUCGUGAUCUGCUUCUGUCUCUGUUGUCGACCCAACUGGUGGCAGUUGGAGCCCACUGUAGGUCAUGAUCUGCUUCUGUCUCUGUUGUCACCCCAACUUGAGUCAGUUGGAGCCCACUGUAGGUCGUGAUCUGCUUCUGUCUCUGUUGUCACCCCAACUUGUGGCAGUUGGAGCCCACUGUAGGUCGUGAUCUGCUUCUGUCUCUGUUGUCACCCAAACUUGAGGCAGUUGGAGCCCACUGUAGGUCGUGAUCUGCUUCUGUCUCUGUUGUCACUUCAAUUUGUGGCAGUUGGAGCCCACUGUAGGUCGUGAUCUGCUUCUGUCUCUGUUGUCACCCAAACUUGUGGCAGUUGGAGACCACUGUAGGUUGUGAUCUGCUUCUGUCUCUGUUGUCACUUCAACUUGAGGCAGUUGGAGCCCACUGUAGGUCGUGAUCUGCUUCUGUCUCUGUUGUCACUUCAACUUGUGGCAGUUGGAGCCCACUGUAGGUCGUGAUCUGCUUCUGUCUCUGUUGUCAAUUCAACUUGUGGCAGUUGGAGCCAACUGUAGGUCGUGAUCUGCUUCUGUCUCUGUUGUCAAUUCAACUUGUGGCAGUUGGAGCCCACUGUAGGUCGUGAUCUGCUUCUGUCUCUGUUGUCACCCCAACUUGAGGCAGUUGGAGCCCACUGUAGGUCAUGAUCUGCUUCUGUCUCUGUUGUCACUUCAACUUGUGGCAGUUGGAGCCCACUGUAGGUCGUGAUCUGCUUCUGUCUCUGUUGUCAAUUCAACUUGUGGCAGUUGGAGCCCACUGUAGGUCGUGAUCUGCUUCUGUCUCUGUUGUCACUUCAACUUGAGGCAGUUGGAGCCCACUGUAGGUCGUGAUCUGCUUCUGUCUCUGUUGUCACUUCAACUUGUGGCAGUUGGAGCCCACUGUAGGUCGUGAUCUGCUUCUGUCUCUGUUGUCACUUCAACUUGAGGCAGUUGGAGCCCACUGUAGGUCGUGAUCUGCAUCUGUCUCUGUUGUCACUUCAACUUGAGGCAGUUGGAGCCCACUGUAGGUCGUGAUCUGCUUCUGUCUCUGUUGUCACUUCAACUUGAGGCAGUUGGAGCCCACUGUAGGUCAUGAUCUGCAUCUGUCUCUGUUGUCACUUCAACUUGAGGCAGUUGGAGCCCACUGUAGGUCGUGAUCUGCUUCUGUCUCUGUUGUCACCCCAACUUGAGGCAGUUGGAGCCCACUGUAGGUCGUGAUCUGCUUCUGUCUCUGUUGUCACUUCAACUUGUGGCAGUUGGAGCCCACUGUAGGUCGUGAUCUGCUUCUGUCUCUGUUGUCACUUCAACUUGUGGCAGUUGGAGCCCACUGUAGGUCGUGAUCUGCUUCUGUCUCUGUUGUCACUUCAACUUGUGGCAGUUGGAGCCCACUGUAGGUCGUGAUCUGCUUCUGUCUCUGUUGUCACUUCAACUUGUGGCAGUUGGAGCCCACUGUAGGUCGUGAUCUGCUUCUGUCUCUGUUGUCACUUCAACUUGUGGCAGUUGGAGCCCACUGUAGGUCAUGAUCUGCUUCUGUCUCUGUUGUCACCCCAACUUGAGGCAGUUGGAGCCCACUGUAGGUCGUGAUCUGCAUCUGUCUCUGUUGUCACUUCAACUUGUGGCAGUUGGAGCCCACUGUAGGUCAUGAUCUGCUUCUGUCUCUGUUGUCACUUCAACUUGAGGCAGUUGGAGCCCACUGUAGGUCGUGAUCUGCUUCUGUCUCUGUUGUCACUUCAACUUGUUGCAGUUGGAGCCCACUGUAGGUCGUGAUCUGCUUCUGUCUCUGUUGUCACUUUAACUUGUUGCAGUUGGAGCCCACUGUAGGUCGUGAUCUGCUUCUGUCUCUGUUGUCACCCCAACUUGUGGCAGUUGGAGCCCACUGUAGGUCGUGAUCUGCAUCUGUCUCUGUUGUCACUUCAACUUGAGGCAGUUGGAGCCCACUGUAGGUCGUGAUCUGCUUCUGUCUCUGUUGUCACUUCAACUUGUUGCAGUUGGAGCCCACUGUAGGUCGUGAUCUGCUUCUGUCUCUGUUGUCACCCCAACUUGUGGCAGUUGGAGCCCACUGUAGGUCGUGAUCUGCUUCUGUCUCAGUUGUCACCCCAACUUGUUGCAGUUGGAGCCCACUGUAGGUCGUGAUCUGCUUCUGUCUCUGUUGUCACCCCAACUUGUGGCAGUUGGAGCCCACUGUAGGUCGUGAUCUGCAUCUGUCUCUGUUGUCACUUCAACUUGUGGCAGUUGGAGCCCACUGUAGGUCGUGAUCUGCUUCUGUCUCUGUUGUCACUUCAAAUUGAGGCAGUUGGAGCCCACUGUAGGUCCUAAUCUGCUUCUGUCUCUGUUGUCACUUCAACUUGAGGCAGUUGGAGCCCACUGUAGGUCGUGAUCUGCUUCUGUCUCUGUUGUCACCCCAACUUGAGGCAGUUGGAGCCCACUGUAGGUCGUGAUCUGCUUCUGUCUCUGUUGUCACUUCAACUUGUUACAGUUGGAGCCCACUGUAGGUCGUGAUCUGCAUCUGUCUCUGUUGUCACUUCAACUUGAGGCAGUUGGAGCCCACUGUAGGUCCUGAUCUGCUUCUGUCUCUGUUGUCACUUUAACUUGUGGCAGUUGGAGCCCACUGUAGGUCGUGAUCUGCUUCUGUCUCUGUUGUCACUUUAACUUGUGGCAGUUGGAGCCCACUGUAGGUCGUGAUCUGCAUCUGUCUCUGUUGUCACUUUAACUUGUGGCAGUUGGAGCCCACUGUAGGUCGUGAUCUGCAUCUGUCUCUGUUGUCACUUCAACUUGUGGCAGUUGGAGCCCACUGUAGGUCGUGAUCUGCUUCUGUCUCUGUUGUCACUUCAAAUUGAGGCAGUUGGAGCCCACUGUAGGUCCUGAUCUGCUUCUGUCUCUGUUGUCACUUCAACUUGAGGCAGUUGGAGCCCACUGUAGGUCGUGAUCUGCUUCUGUCUCUGUUGUCACCCCAACUUGAGGCAGUUGGAGCCCACUGUAGGUCGUGAUCUGCUUCUGUCUCUGUUGUCACUUCAACUUGUUACAGUUGGAGCCCACUGUAGGUCGUGAUCUGCUUCUGUCUCUGUUGUCACUUCAACUUGUUGCAGUUGGAGCCCACUGUAGGUCGUGAUCUGCUUCUGUCUCUGUUGUCACUUUAACUUGUUGCAGUUGGAGCCCACUGUAGGUCGUGAUCUGCUUCUGUCUCUGUUGUCACCCCAACUUGUGGCAGUUGGAGCUCAC
Messenger RNA from Haliotis rufescens (red abalone), 6726 nucleotides. Its product is annotated as ganglioside-induced differentiation-associated protein 1-like. Gene Ontology annotation, cellular component: mitochondrial outer membrane. The transcript is spliced from 5 exons. The record is from RefSeq and is a predicted model, not a curated record. Lineage: Eukaryota; Metazoa; Mollusca; Gastropoda; Lepetellida; Haliotidae. The coding region runs from base 21 to 1013 and encodes 330 amino acids. Gene Ontology annotation, biological process: mitochondrial fission; mitochondrial fusion.